Molecule: messenger RNA, 893 nt
Organism: Spodoptera frugiperda (fall armyworm)
Lineage: Eukaryota; Metazoa; Arthropoda; Insecta; Lepidoptera; Noctuidae
Gene: Ski6
Product: exosome complex component RRP41
Exons: 6
Coding region: 95-874 (259 amino acids)
Biological process (GO): poly(A)-dependent snoRNA 3'-end processing; rRNA catabolic process; U4 snRNA 3'-end processing
Cellular component (GO): nucleolus; cytoplasmic exosome (RNase complex); nuclear exosome (RNase complex)
Source: RefSeq, a predicted model, not a curated record
UCAGAAUCAGAAUCUUAUUUCGGUUCGUGCAUGUUACCGCCGUGUUUACAACAUAAAGUUUUAGGCUAAAUACACGUGAAUUAGAUUAUUCAAAAUGAGUUCAGAUUUCAAUGUUAAAAGGCCAGGCUUAGAACUGUUAUCAAGCCAAGGACUACGUCUUGACGGCCGUAGACCCAAUGAACUUCGUCGCAUACAGUGUAAACUUGGUGUUUUUACUCAACCUGAUGGAAGUGCGUAUAUUGAGCAAGGAAAUACUAAAGUAUUAGCUGCAGUUUAUGGGCCUCAUCAGGCUGCAAAAUCAAAAUCGUUACAAGACUCUGUAGUAAUAAACUGCCAGUACAGCAUGGCCACAUUCUCUACAGGCGAGAGAAAGAAGCGACCGCGUGGAGGUCGCAAAUCGGAGGCGAUAUCUAUGCAGCUCACCCAGGCGAUCACGACUGCUAUCAAGAAGGAGUUGUACCCUCGUUCGCAGAUCGAUGUCUACCUUGAAGUUUUGCAGGCGGACGGCGGCGCAUACUCGGCGAGUGUGAACGCAGCGACACUCGCGUUGAUCGACGCUGGUAUUCCAAUGAAGGCUUACCUCUGCAGUUGCACAGCGUCCAUAGCGUGGAAGGAUGGCAAGCCGGAGCCUUUGGUAGAUGUCAGUCAUGUUGAGGAGUCUGCCGGAGGUUCCGUUCUUACAGUAUCCAGUUUGCCCAGUAUAAAUAGCGUAGCGUGGGUAGACAUGUCUCAGAGACUCCACGCGGAUUAUUUGAGCGUCGUCAUGAAGCGGGCCAUGCAGGGUUGUAGAGAUAUUGAGGUAAUUUUGGAUAAGGCAGUGAGAGAACACUUAGGCGAGAGUUGGACCAUGUCAGAUGAUGCUGUUGCUAUAUAAAAUAAACGUUAUUUAUACA